ACCACUCGGCUGGAACCCGCAGCGAUGGGGCAGCCUGUUCCGUGAGCGCCGAGAGCCGAGCGAGGCAGGCAAGGGCAAGACGGGAGAGGACGUCUGGGGAGAGCGGAAGCCGGAGGCCGGGAGGGGAAGAGAAGCCCGCGGCAGGUGGAAGUCAGAUCUGGCGCGAGCCGGCCCCGUCCUCCGCUUGUUUUUCUGGGAGAGAGGAAAAGUACCUGAGGAUCGCUCCUUCGGUUAAUGAAAACUACUUUUACCCUCAGCCUUAAAGACUAAGGGGAGGUAAAGGCGGUCCCUGUUCCCUUAGGAAGAGCGCUGAAGGGAGCGCAGACUGGCUCUUUUUUAAGCGUCUGAAAUCCGGCGGCGGCUGACGCGCCGAGCGGGUCCACCCGGGCGUGGACGCAUCCCUUUCGGGAGCAGUCCAGCGGGAGCCGCUGGUGCAGGGCUAUUUUUAUACUUAAAUAUAUAUAUAUGCUCCCCACCCCCACCCCUUCCAAAACAACACUUUCCUGGUUUGUAAGCACGAGUGAUGAGAAAGUGUCCAUACAAAGUAGGGAUAUUUUCCGCCUUUCCUCUGCUUGUCUUUUUUAGACGGUAGGAGUGGUCCCUAUUUCGGGAAAAGGUCAUUUUAAUUUGAAAGGCUCUCUCUCUGUAUUUAUAUUCGUACGCACUGAGAGAGAGAUACAGAGAGAGCGCGCUUUUUGGAGGUUGAAAUCUUACUGAGAAAGAUGGAAAAGGGGGCCAGGCACCGACACAACACCGACAAGAACCACGCAGGUGGGAGCGAAUCCGAGGAUUUCCCCGAGGCCGGCUCCGGAGGGGGCGGAGUAGCCCUGAAGAAAGAGAUCGGAUUGGUCAGUGCUUGUGGCAUCAUCGUAGGGAACAUCAUCGGCUCGGGAAUCUUUGUCUCACCGAAGGGCGUGCUGGAGAACGCUGGCUCUGUGGGCCUUGCUCUCAUCGUCUGGAUCGUGACAGGUCUCAUCACAGCCGUGGGAGCCCUCUGCUAUGCUGAGCUCGGGGUCACCAUCCCCAAGUCGGGAGGUGACUACUCCUACGUCAAGGACAUCUUUGGAGGACUGGCUGGGUUCCUGAGGCUGUGGAUCGCUGUGCUGGUGAUCUACCCCACCAACCAAGCUGUCAUCGCCCUCACCUUCUCCAACUACGUGCUGCAGCCACUCUUCCCCACCUGCUUCCCCCCGGACUCCGGCCUUCGACUGCUGGCUGCCAUCUGCUUGUUGCUGCUGACGUGGGUCAACUGCUCCAGUGUGCGGUGGGCCACCCGCGUCCAGGACAUCUUCACGGCCGGGAAGCUCCUGGCCCUGGCCCUCAUCAUCAUCAUGGGGGUUGUGCAGAUAUGCAAAGGAGAGUACUUCUGGCUGGAGCCAAAGAACGCGUUUGACAAUUUCCAAGAACCGGACAUCGGCCUCAUCGCGCUGGCUUUUCUUCAGGGCUCCUUUGCCUACGGAGGCUGGAACUUCCUUAAUUACGUGACUGAGGAACUUGUGGAUCCCUAUAAGAACCUUCCCAGAGCCAUCUUCAUCUCCAUCCCACUGGUCACAUUUGUGUAUGUCUUUGCCAAUGUCGCGUAUGUCACUGCAAUGUCCCCCCAGGAGCUGCUGGCGUCAAACGCAGUCGCUGUGACGUUUGGAGAGAAGCUCCUGGGAGUCAUGGCCUGGAUCAUGCCCAUCUCCGUGGCGCUGUCCACAUUUGGAGGAGUCAACGGCUCUCUCUUCACCUCCUCCCGGCUGUUCUUUGCUGGAGCCAGAGAAGGCCACCUUCCCAGCGUGCUGGCAAUGAUCCACGUGAAACGCUGCACCCCCAUCCCAGCCCUGCUCUUCACUUGCCUGUCCACCCUGCUGAUGCUGGUCACCAGCGACAUGUACACACUCAUCAACUAUGUGGGCUUCAUCAACUACCUCUUCUACGGGGUCACGGUUGCUGGACAGAUAGUUCUUCGCUGGAAGAAGCCUGACAUCCCCCGUCCCAUCAAGAUCAACCUGCUGUUCCCCAUCAUCUACCUGCUCUUCUGGGCCUUCCUGCUGAUCUUCAGCCUGUGGUCAGAGCCCGUGGUGUGCGGCAUCGGCCUGGCCAUCAUGCUCACGGGGGUGCCCGUCUAUUUCCUGGGUGUUUACUGGCAACACAAACCCAAGUGUUUCAACGACUUCAUUGAGCUGCUAACCCUGGUGAGCCAGAAGAUGUGCGUGGUUGUGUAUCCUGAGGCGGACGGGGGCUCGGGGACAGAGGGGACGCGCGAGGACAUGGAGGAGCAGCAGCAGCCCAUCUGCCAGCCCUCUCCUGGCAAGGACAAGGACUCGCUGGAGCAGUCCCCGCCCUGAGGCCCACUGUCCCCUCGGCUGGCCACCCCCACGUGCUCCUCCUCUCUGCCCUCCUCACCCGCCUGGGUCCCCAGCACACAUACACGCACGCACACCUGCCUGCUGCUGUCUGGCAGCAGCACGGGAGGACCUGGAUAUGGUGGCGAGAGAUGACAACGACACUGACUUUUGUAUCCAAGGAACCGGCCUGCCCCCAGGCCCCGUAACAGGCCCUGGAGCUGGCCAGGAUGCCCUACAGGACCCCUCCCCCGGGCCCAUGCCCUCAGGUGCCUCUUCUGGAACCUGAGCCCACUACUGCCUUCCCCCACUUCUAAGGCCGGGAGACACCCUAGUGCAGAGGCACGAGGCAGCCACUGGGAGUUGGCAGAUCUGUCCCCAUUAAAGGGCGGCUCGAGAGACCCAGACCCCUCUACCCAGACCCCUCCCCCACUCGCCAGGGACCCAAAACUCAGAAGGGAUCUGCCCCCUGCCCCAGUUCCCCCCAUGCAACCUAGGCUCCCUGUCCCAUGGACACUGCCUCCCCACUGAGCUAAGGACCAACGGGAGGGCUGCCCUUCCCCCCAGCGCCACGCCAGGCCCCUGGAACAUCCUGGAAAAGGCUGUAGACUCAGUCUGCCCCCGCCUCCCGCAUCCUGCCCCAGCGUGGUGCCAACGCUUCCUGAAGCCAGAGCCUGGCUUGUUUUCAGUGUGGCCAGCACAGCAGCUUGGCUACACACGUGCGCACACAUACACUCCCUUUCGUCCCUGCAGCUAGUGCAGCCCCACCCAGGGUGGCCACCCCAUCAUACCCUUCACCCCCUCUCUGGGGCUUCGCUCUGGACAUGUGUGAAGGACCCCCAAGGCCUUCAGGCCCGAAAUCAAAGCCAAAUCAGCCUUAAGUCACCACCCAUCGAAGAACCGGGCCUAUGAUUACUUCCUUCUUUCUACCCAGCAGGCCAGACCUAGGAUUCAAUGCCUAUCCCAGGAGGAAGGGCGCUUCUCCCUCCCUAAAGGAGCCCAUUCUGUGGCCCUGGAGGCUGCUGGGGGCCAGGCUGUUUCCUGAGGGCCAGCUCCACUCCCAGUUCCUCUCCCGUCUUGGGGCAGGAUGGGAGGUGGUGGCAGAGGGGCACCCCCUUCUCGGGUACCCCAUUCCCUGUGCCCCAGAGGGAAGUGAGAGGAUCUCCCCUGGGCCCUGCUAUGUGCUACCUGCACCUGGUGUCCUGAGACUGCGAAUUCUGUUAUCUCAGAGUUCCAUUCUCUAGGCCUGUCCCUUGCAUCUGCUAAGACUGGAAUACAGGGAGCCCUCUGCCCCCCCGGCCCUGCUCAGGGCUCCCAGCUUGCCUGCCCCCCCCCCCAGUUGGUGAGAUGCUGGCCUUGGCCUAAGUGAUGAUCCCUUUCACCAGGUAGGCUGGGGUGGCCCCAGGAGGAUCAGGGGACCUCCUCAUUCCUCCAAUCUCCUCCCCUCUUUAAUUUUUUUUUAAAGUGGAUGCCUUACUUUUUGGAUAAAUAUUUUUGAAGCUGGUAUUUCUAUUUCUUUCAGGUUUUUUUUUUUAACAUAAGGUGGUUCUGGGGGGAGGGGUGGAGCUGGUUAGAACCUUGAUAAUUAUCUCCUGUCUUUCAAUUGGUUUAGGUCUUAAGAGUCUUGUUUGUUUU
This is a messenger RNA of Lepus europaeus (European hare), 3962 nucleotides long. RefSeq names its product solute carrier family 7 member 8 (gene SLC7A8). The record is from RefSeq and is a predicted model, not a curated record. Gene Ontology annotation, molecular function: neutral L-amino acid transmembrane transporter activity; L-amino acid transmembrane transporter activity. Gene Ontology annotation, biological process: amino acid transmembrane transport; neutral amino acid transport. Lineage: Eukaryota; Metazoa; Chordata; Mammalia; Lagomorpha; Leporidae. Gene Ontology annotation, cellular component: membrane. Bases 723 to 2330 code for a protein of 535 amino acids. The transcript has 11 exons.